Exophiala dermatitidis NIH/UT8656 is the source of this 2982-nucleotide messenger RNA. RefSeq names its product mRNA guanylyltransferase. The coding region runs from base 273 to 1595 and encodes 440 amino acids. The transcript has a single exon. NCBI's taxonomy places the organism in Eukaryota, Fungi, Ascomycota, Eurotiomycetes, Chaetothyriales, Herpotrichiellaceae. The record is from RefSeq and is a predicted model, not a curated record. Gene Ontology annotation, cellular component: mRNA capping enzyme complex. Gene Ontology annotation, biological process: 7-methylguanosine mRNA capping. Gene Ontology annotation, molecular function: ATP binding; mRNA guanylyltransferase activity.
CUCAGUUCAGUUUGCGACCGCGACGACGGUGAACAAACAGUCUCAACCACCGCAGGCGUGACGGUUCAAGUUGCCAGUCUAGGAUUGUUGACUCCUGCCUGGUCCUGGGCGGCGCAGGCCAGUCCCAAUUUCGAUUCCGCCCGCCUUCGCUCUGAGAUCUACCUUACCGUGGCCUCUCCCCUCGUCUAUCAUGCGGAAUACCAACUUGAACCGGCGUACUUAGAACAACACAGUCUUGUUACCAGGCGGAGUCAGGGCCUGUUCAAUCCAUCAUGGACCCCUACACCGACCCGAACUCGUUGAUCGCACGAGUUGGUGGGCAGUGGGCAGGAGCAGCGCUACAAAAGGACUUCCAAAAAGAAGUGGCCGAUCUCCUUGGACGCCGAAGCCGGUCAUUCCCAGGCGCGCAGCCGGUGUCGUUUGCAGCGAAACAUGUCGAGGAACUCAAGAGAGAGGACUACUAUGUGUGCGAGAAGACGGAUGGCAUUCGAUAUCUCAUGUACCUCACGGAAGAUGGGGAACGAGAUAUCCACUACCUGAUCGACCGGAAAAACGACUACUACUAUGUCCCUGGUCUGCAUUUCCCGCACCACGAGGAUCCGACUUUCCAUCGCUAUCACACAAACACCAUUCUGGAUGGAGAACUCGUUGAAGACAAAUACCCCGACCGGCCUUCGGAGAUCAAAUUCCUCGUGUUCGAUUGUUUGAUAUUGGACAAAACCAUGCUCAUGCAACGGCCUCUGGACAAACGGCUGGCAUACUUCAAAUCCCAUGUCCUGCAGCCAUACCGGGCCAUGUUCAAGCAGAACCCCGAAAUCAACCGACCUUUUGUCGUCGAGGACAAGGCGACGGAAUUCAGUUAUGCCCUGGAAAAGAUGUUCAAGGACGUCAUCCCGAAAGUGAAACGGCUUCAUGGAAAUGAUGGACUGAUCUUCACAUGUAAGAAUACGCCGUAUAAGACUGGCACGGACGAACAUAUUCUUAAGUGGAAGCCGCCCUCGGAGAACACCGUGGAUUUUCUGUUGCACAUCACUUGGGCCAAAACGGAUCCCGACCCAGAGGACCCUGAUCAGUCGCCCCAGGACGAUUAUUAUGCUUUUCCCGAAUCGUUCGGCUUGUUCAUUUUCUGCGGCAAUGACGGCCAGUAUGCCCCUGUCGGCGAAUUAUAUGUUGAGCCAGCAGAAUGGGAGAACUGGAAGUCGUUGAAUCGGCCACUUCAAAACAGUAUUGUCGAAUGUUUCCAGGAGGAUGUUGUCAAGGAUUUGUCUCAACGUCACGGAUCGAAUGGCUACAGUAAUGGGCUCAACAAUGGUGGUAUCAGCAACAAUGGCAUAAGCAACACUCGACGCUGGAGGUUCCAUCGCUUUCGAGACGACAAGACCGAAGCGAACCAUAUCACUACGUAUCAAAGUGUCAUUGAAUCAAUCAAUGACCACGUCACCGAAGAGGAUCUGUUGGCCCAUGCAGAUGAGAUACGCAAGGCGUGGAAACUGCGAGAUUCGGAGAAUAAGAAAAGAGAGGCGGCCAAGCGAGCUGCCCAAGCUCACCAGAGUGGGCACCCUCAGCCAGGCGCCCCUUGGCCCAAGCAUGGUUGAAAUGACAUAUCUCUCUGUUCUCCGAUGCAGUGAUUCGACGAGACAAUCCUGACCUCUGUAAUGGGAGGCUGCUGGUGACCACAGGAGCAUUUCCAUGACUGGACUGGCCAACACUAAGCGAGGGGCACCCUUGUUUGUCACGAGACGAUGGAAUGGCCAUAACCAGGACAUGACAGUAGGUCAUGAUGAAGAUCAUGGGACGGGCCACAGAAAGAGCGAGUCAUCUCAAACGAGCACACGGUUCUUCCCGGGCAUACAGAGAGAUUGAUUGCGUGAAACAGACCCUACUGAAGAGUGAAUGGCCUGCCACGGUGAAGGAGAUUCAAAACCCACUGGGGCAGGACGGAUUGAUCCCUGGAACCAAGGGGCCAAACUCGCACUCGGCGGACAGCGGGCAGCAGGCAGCAAAGAACAGAGCUAACGGCGUUAGUAACGAGCGAAAAUGACACUGAUGUUUUUGCUUUCGAAUGUUAUGGAUGGCGAGGAGAAGAGGAAAGAAAGGAAGAAUAUUUAUGAUACCCCCCGUGAAGAGACCUGCAGUGUUUACGAAACCCUGGCGUACUAGGUAGUGAAUGCAGAGCAGCAUAGCAUCAGCACCAUUAGUGCAGAAACAAUGUAAUGCUUUUCGUCUGCUUUAUAUUUGCCGUGGCUGGCAGUGUGUGAUUUGGGUUUGUAUCAUAUAUUGCCACCGCCGUCAGUGUUACCUCCACUACCACCACCACCACCAUCAACAGGACCUGGACCCGAGUCUGUACUUGUAUAUGUACUGAUAUCCAUAGCAUCCAUGCCCACCAUCAUCGGGUUGUCCGGCGGAGGAGGAUCCGGAUAGGGAUAGCAAUUCGGCGGCAACGCCAUCCACUGAUCGAGAAGAGCCCAGUCGAAAUCACCGGAGGGACUCAUGGCCCAGUCCAUGUUCCAGUUCAUGUCCGUACCUGGAUCUGCACCAGAACCAACCAUAUCGGCAUCGCUGAUACUGAGGCCUAUACCGGUACCAAUACCUCUGCCGCCGCCAACAGCACUGCCAGCAGCAGUAGUGUUUGAAUUUUCAAGAGUUGAAUUCUGGUUCGAGGCAGAGUCCGGACCUGGGCCUCGAAGUGGAUUGAUGGUGUCAGGGGUAAAAGCGGUAUUCUGGUUCUGGUUCUGAUAUCCCGUAUUACUAGGUGUCUGAGUCGGAGUUGGAGUCGAGACUGGGAAGAAUGACGAGGGUCCAGAUCCAGGUACAGGUACAGAUCCGGAGUGUGUUCCGCCAUCAGACUGCCGCUGCAUUUCGUCCUGCGUUGAAGACGGCGUUGUCCCUGAUUUACUCCCGUUGGCGGGGUCCAAGUUGAAGCGACUCGGCCAGGGAAACAAAGUGGACGGGGUGCCGAACUGCAAUGGCGUCCCUUGC